Polypterus senegalus (gray bichir) is the source of this 1967-nucleotide messenger RNA. Its product is annotated as cadherin-4-like. Bases 124 to 1722 code for a protein of 532 amino acids. The transcript has 12 exons. Gene Ontology annotation, molecular function: calcium ion binding; cadherin binding. Gene Ontology annotation, biological process: calcium-dependent cell-cell adhesion; multicellular organism development; cell-cell junction assembly. The record is from RefSeq and is a predicted model, not a curated record. Lineage: Eukaryota; Metazoa; Chordata; Cladistia; Polypteriformes; Polypteridae. Gene Ontology annotation, cellular component: cytoplasm; membrane; catenin complex.
UGUCUGCAUACAAAAAUCCCAUAGCACCAGUUCUUCAUUUUAAAUAAUUUCUAUUAGAGAAAAUAGAACUAAAUAAGAAAUAAGGUGUUUCUUUAUUUUUUGGUUAGAGCUAUAUUCACUAACAUGACUACACAGCUAAUAAUAGGAUUUCUGCUCAUUCAGGCACUUUCACAGGUGAUUGAGAACACUGUUCCAGAGGAAAGAGACAAUCCACAAAGAGCUAAGUUUUUGAAGGAAGUGGAUUUCAAUAUCUCUAAUACCCAGAGUGAGAUCAAAGAGGAGAUGGAUGGAACAGUUAAAACAAGACCACAUGAAAGAUUACAAAAUGGAAAGAGCAGUUCUAGGGAUGUUCUAAUGUUUCCUCGUUCUUCAUCUGGCAUUAAAAGACACAAGAGAGAGUGGGUGAUUCCCCCGAUUAAUAUUCCUGAAAAUCAAAGGGGAGUGUUUCCCAAACAAGUGGUGCAGAUCAAAUCUAGCAAGUCAAAGGAAUUCAUUAUACAUUAUAGCAUGACUGGACCAGGUGCUGAUUUACCCCCAACAGGACUAUUCAAAAUGGAUAAAACCAGUGGCUGGUUACUAGUAACUGAACCCCUAGACCGAGAGAAGCAGUCUGAAUAUUUGCUUACUGUACAUGCUGUUUCAAUAAGAGGGAAUAUAGAAGAAGAUCCUAUGGAAAUUACUGUAAUUGUGCUGGAUCAAAAUGACAACAAACCUGAAUUUAUCAGCAACACCUUUACAGGAUAUCUAGGCGAAGGAUCACAGCCAGGUACAUCGGUUAUGACUGUAACUGCUAUUGAUAAAGAUGAUCCUACUACAGACAAUGGUAUGUUUAAGUUUGCAAUUAUGAGCCAGACCCCACGUGUGCCCAAUCCACAAAUGUUUACCAUUAAUCAAGAUACUGGGACCAUUAGUGUCAUCUCAGCUGGACUGGAUAGAGAGAAAGUUAGUGAAUAUACACUAAUACUCCAAGUUGCAGAUCUGAAUGGAUUUGGACUCACAAAUACUGCUACUGCUUCCAUCAUUCUUGUGGACCAAAAUCACAAUGCUCCACAGUUUAAUCCAACAACUUAUAGUCAAAAUGUUCCAGAAAAUGCUGUGGACUUUGAGGUUGUGAGGCUGAUAGUGACUGAUAAAGAUGAGCCUCACACACCAGCUUGGAAUGCCAAAUACCGGAUUGUUAAAGGGAAUGAUGGAGGCAACUUUGGCAUUAUUACAGAUCCAGAUAGUAAUGAUGGAAUUGUUAAAACUAUUAAGGGUCUUGAUUUUGAAGCCAACCGUCAAUAUAUACUUCUCAUCACAGUUGAAAACAAGAUGCCAUUUUCCACUCCCUUACCAACUUCCACAGCUACUCUUACAGUCACAGUAGAGGAUGUUAAUGAGGCUCCAAUCUUUAAUCCACCAAUGCUGACAGUUCCUGUUAAUGAACAUCUUCCUGUAAACAGUUUAGUAGCCAAUUAUUUGGCAACAGACCCAGAUAUAGAGAAGCAGCAGACUGUAACAUACCAAAUGAAAUGUGAUCCUGAAAACUUGAUGAGAGUUAAUGCAACAGAUGGAUCAAUUUUUCUUAAUAGAAAAAUACGAAUAUUUUCACCUUUUAUCAAAGGAGAAAAAUAUACUGCCCUGAUUACAGCUGCUGAUAAUGGUCAACCUCCUAUGACUAGUACUGGCACCAUUCAACUAAUAAUCAGUUUCUCUGAACAAAGUCAGUUUUGCAUCAGAUAAUAAGUUGUUCAGCUACCCUCUUCAAUAUUUUCAAAAUAUGUGUUAAAGUGUAAUAAUCCCCUGUACUGUAUACAGUUAUGCAAUAUCAUUGUUAUACACAUAUUCUUAUAUGAAGUGCUAUUAUUCAUUUUCUGGAAACGGCAAAUGCUAAUUUUAACUUUAAAAACAAAUUAUUUCUAACUGCUUAAUAACUAAAAAGUCAGUCAGUCAUUGACCAACCUGCUAUAUCCUAACACAGGGGUCCG